Messenger RNA from Etheostoma cragini (Arkansas darter), 3443 nucleotides. RefSeq names its product cullin-5-like. The coding region runs from base 46 to 2211 and encodes 721 amino acids. Lineage: Eukaryota; Metazoa; Chordata; Actinopteri; Perciformes; Percidae. Gene Ontology annotation, biological process: SCF-dependent proteasomal ubiquitin-dependent protein catabolic process; protein ubiquitination. The record is from RefSeq and is a predicted model, not a curated record. Gene Ontology annotation, molecular function: ubiquitin protein ligase binding. Gene Ontology annotation, cellular component: SCF ubiquitin ligase complex; Cul5-RING ubiquitin ligase complex. The transcript has 18 exons.
ACUAUCUAUCUCGCGAGAUUCUGCGAGGUGAUAAGUUGGAGAAACAUGGCGACGUCUAAUUUGUUAAAGAAUAAGGGCUCCCUGCAGUUCGAGGACAAGUGGGAUCUGAUGCGUCCCAUCGUUCUCAAGCUGCUCAGACAGGAAGCCGUCACCAAGCAACAGUGGUUCGAUUUGUUCUCAGAUGUCCAUGCCGUGUGUCUAUGGGAUGAUAAAGGACCUGCCAAGAUCCACCAAGCCCUCAAAGAGGACAUCCUAGACUUCAUCAAACAAGCACAGGCUCUGAUGUUGGACACGUGGAACGAGUCGAUCUUUUCCAACAUUAAGAGCCGCCUACAGGACAGCGCCAUGAAGCUGGUGCACGCUGAGAGGCAGGGCGAGGCCUUCGACUCGCAGCUCGUUAUCGGAGUGAGAGAGUCGUACGUGAACCUGUGUUCUAACCCAGAGGACAAGCUGCAGAUCUACAGGGACAACUUUGAGAAAGCCUACCUGGACUCCACAGAGAGGUUUUACAGGACGCAAGCACCGUCCUACCUGCAACAGAACGGCGUCCAGAACUACAUGAAAUAUGCGGAUUCAAAGCUGAGAGAAGAGGAGAAGAGAGCCCUUAGAUAUCUAGAGACGCGUCGUGAAUGUAACUCCGUUCAAGCACUUAUGGAGUGUUGUGUGAACGCUCUCGUGACCUCGUUCAAAGAGACCAUCUUGGCCGAAUGUCCGGGGAUGAUCAAACGGAACGAGACAGAUAAGCUGCACUUGAUGUUUUCACUGAUGGACAAGGUCCCCAGCGGGAUCGAGCCCAUGCUGAAAGACCUGGAAGAACACAUCCUCAACGCUGGACUAGCAGACAUGGUGGCUGCUGCCGAGACUAUCACUUCAGACUCUGAGAAGUACGUGGAGCAGUUGUUGACCUUGUUUAACCGCUUCAGUAAGCUGGUUAAAGAGGCCUUCCAUGACGAUCCUCGCUUCCUCACAGCAAGAGACAAGGCUUACAAAGCUGUUGUCAAUGACGCCACAAUCUUCAAACUGGAGCUUCCACUGAAACAGAAAGGUGUGGGUAUGAAGACUCAGCCAGAGUCUAAGUGUCCUGAGCUGCUGGCAAACUACUGUGACAUGCUGCUGAGGAAAACUACUCUCAGCAAGAAACUCACCUCAGAGGAAAUCGAGCUCAAACUCAAAGAAGUGCUCUUGGUGUUGAAAUACGUCCAGAAUAAAGACGUGUUCAUGCGUUACCACAAAGCUCACCUGACCAGGCGCUUGAUUCUGGACAUCUCGGCGGACAGCGAGAUUGAAGAGAACAUGGUGGAGUGGCUGAGAGAAGUAGGAAUGCCUGCCGACUACGUGAACAAGCUGGCCCGGAUGUUUCAGGACAUCAAGGUCUCGGAGGACCUCAAUCAGGUUUUCAAAGAGAUGCACAAACACAACAGGCUGGCACUGCCAGCGGACAGUGUGAACAUUAAGAUCUUGAACGCCGGAGCGUGGUCCCGAAGCAGUGAGAAGGUUUUUGUCUCGCUGCCCACGGAGCUGGAGGACCUGAUCCCCGAGGUGGAAGACUUCUACAAGAGGAAUCACAGUGGACGCAAACUCCACUGGCAUCACCUCAUGUCCAACGGCAUUAUCACCUUUAAAAAUGAGGUUGGCCAGUACGACCUGGAGGUGACGACGUUCCAGCUGGCGGUGCUGUUUGCCUGGAACCAGCGACCCAGAGAGAGAAUCACCUUCGAGAACCUCAAACUGGCCACAGAGCUGCCUGACGCAGAGCUCCGCCGCACACUCUGGUCUCUAGUGGCCUUCCCCAAGCUGAAGAGACAGGUGUUGUCUUACGAGCCUCCGGUCAGCUCGCCCAAGGACUUCACAGACAGCACGCUCUUCUACGUCAACCAGGAGUUCUCACUCAUCAAAAACUCCAAAGUCCAGAAGCGGGGAAAGAUCAAUCUGAUUGGUCGGCUGCAGCUGACCACAGAGCGAAUGAGGGAGGAGGAGAAUGAAGGAAUCGUUCAGCUCAGAAUACUCAGGACUCAGGAGGCCAUCAUCCAAAUCAUGAAGAUGAGGAAGAGAAUCAGCAACGCCCAGCUGCAGACGGAGCUGGUGGAGAUCCUGAAGAACAUGUUCCUUCCUCAGAAGAAGAUGAUCAAGGAGCAGAUCGAGUGGCUCAUCGAGCACAAGUACAUAAAGAGGGACGAGACGGACCUCAACACCUUCAUCUACAUGGCCUAGGCACGGCCAGCGGGGGGAGGGAGCGCUGUCUUGCUCCGUUCUUUUUCUUUUAUUAUUUUAAACUGACGGGCUGCAACGGGCGCUUUAAAAACCCCGCGAGAGGAGAAGGAACAAGAGGAUGUGUGAAGAGGGGUAAUGAUACGUAGGGAGUGCGUCGAAGGACGAGGAAGAGCCUUUUCAACAAAUAAUGUGUGGAUCCGUGUUUGUGUUUGUGAGACGCCGGUGUGUUGUUGACAGGAGAGUCGAGUCAUCGGACCGUGUGCGUCUCUGCUGCCCUCAAGGGUCGAUCUGAGGGACGGGACGCCGUCUCCCAGCAGCCGAGACGAUUAAAAAUGAUGACACGUGAGGAUGAUAAUGACAUAAUUAAAUUAUAUACUUCCUGCCUUACUUUGUCAGCGACGGACUGCAGAGGAGGAGCUGCGAGGAGGCCAAGGGAGGACAAAUGUCACGAGCUGAUAUCAAUCCUUUUGCUUUCACUCGAUGCCACAGCUGCCAUCUUGGCGGCAGCCAUUUUGCAGCCCUCCUACUCUACAUUUGAACUGGGAAUGCAAAAAAAUAAAUAAAAAGACGCUGCGUGUGGAAGCUGCCAUUGAGGAGGAUCGCACACGAAUGGAAAGAUUAGUCGCAACUACCGAGGAGUAUUUUGCCAAAUUGUGUGUGUGCGUGUGUGUGUGUGUGUGUGUGUGUGUUUGGGUGUGCAUCCGGUCUUUUUUAGAUGUGUGUGCACUUUCGACAGCAUGCUGCUCUAUGAUUGAGUUUUUGUUUUGGAGGACCUGUCGCAUUUUGGUUGUGUGUGAGAAGGUUGGGAAGUGAAGACCAGCCACCGUUUAAAUGCUGAUAUUUACUUUUUCUUUUUCUUAUCGUCUGUGGCAGGUUUGCCAGCAGGUAAACAAGUGUUGUCUAGAGAGCUCUCUCGUCUGUGGACACGAUCAUACUGCAAACUAUUUAUUUUGUGUGUAAAGACUUGUGCUCUCAACACCGGGAGGUUAAAUACCAGCUGAACGCAUCAAGGGGGGACUCAGAGUAAGACAGAAACACAAAUACUUACAUAGACUAGAUUGGCGCUCCAGUGCUCAGCUUUCACCUCAUUAAUCCCUUAAGAGUGUCAGUACCAGGACAAUGCUGUUUAACUUAAACAACAGAAAUUUUGUUAAUUAAAGGGUUAGUUCAGAUGUUUCGAAGUGUGUUUGGGGUUGUAUGAGCGACUUGUUGAAAUCGGUGUGUGUGUGUUA